GCCUGAGGCGUUCGCGGGGAGGCCGGGGCGGGAAGGAAGGGCGCCCCUGGGAGCGGAAGGCGGGCUGCAGACUGGAAAGCGUAGACUUGUCGGCCGGUCGGGAAGAUUCGUGGUCUAUCGGGGAGCUUGGGGAGGGACUGCCGUGGCUGCAGAAGGUGGAGGUGAAGGUUAUGUAGGGGCAACUGCUUUGGGGAUCCCAAGGAUCCCUUGGGGGAGAUCAAAAUGGGGCGGGGGAAGUUAAUGUCUAAAAGGCGGCCGGAUUUCCUGAGAGUUUUAAAGGAAAGAGAACCUUUCGGGUGAGAGCUUUGGCGUUAGCUGGCUGAGGUUUGAUGUGUCUGGCCCUUUUGUUCCUUCUCGAAACCUAUCCUGGCCACAAUGAGGCCUUCCAGCCUCGCGCCCUUGGCCAGCUCUCCUCUGCAGAUGCGAGAAAGCAAAACAUUUCUGAACCCGCGCCGCGCCUCUUGCCUCUUUCGGUUGUACUCUCCUUGGGCAUAUGCAAAGCAAAACUAGAACAAAGCUUGACUGGUUGGAGCUGGAGGCGAGAAAACCAGCUGCCUGUAGUGUUUAAAUUUUUCUUACACAGGGAAGAGACUGCGUCCCACCAAAACAUUUGGGUCUCUGUGUGUACCCUUCUGUAUUUUCCCUUCCCACCUUUCUUGGGGGGGCGUAGUAGUCCCUAAAGUGUGACCUCCCCCCGCCCCCUUCUCUCAGAAGUAGAAAUUAAGAAAACCUAAGCAGUGUUUUUACCUUUACCUAUGGGAGAUUCAAAACUAAUUUUUUUUUUCCUUUUUCUAGUUUGGUGAUCUGGUUGUCAGAUGUUGGAAGGCAAUAGGACAGAACAUACAUACUCUACGUGGUUUUAUAUCCUUUUUGGGUGCAGUCGUUAACAUUGAACUUUGGUUCCUGUAACUCUUGCCUGUGUCUCUAAGAGUUAAGCUGGAGCUUUGCUUUGAAGGAUAAAUAAAGCACAGCCUCUCAACUGGACAUAAAUGGAUCUAAAGACAGCAGUAUUUAACGCAGCUCGGGAUGGUAAACUCCGGCUUCUCACAAAGUUGUUGGCAAGCAAAUCCAAAGAGGAGGUUUCCUCCCUGAUCUCUGAGAAAACAAAUGGGGCCACACCACUCUUGAUGGCAGCCAGGUAUGGGCACCUUGACAUGGUAGAGUUCCUCCUUGAGCAGUGCAGUGCCUCCAUAGAAGUUGGGGGCUCCGUGAAUUUUGACGGUGAAACCAUUGAGGGGGCUCCCCCUUUAUGGGCUGCUUCUGCAGCAGGACAUCUAAAGGUAGUCCAGUCUUUGUUAAAUCAUGGAGCAUCUGUCAACAACACAACUUUAACCAAUUCAACUCCUCUUCGAGCUGCCUGUUUCGAUGGCCACCUGGAAAUAGUGAAGUACCUUAUAGAACACAAAGCUGAUUUGGAAGUCUCAAACCGACAUGGGCAUACGUGCUUGAUGAUUUCAUGUUACAAGGGACAUAAAGAGAUUGCUCAGUAUUUACUUGAAAAGGGGGCAGAUGUUAAUAGAAAAAGUGUUAAAGGCAACACUGCAUUGCAUGACUGUGCAGAAUCUGGAAGUUUGGACAUAAUGAAGAUGCUCCUUAUGUAUUGUGCCAAGAUGGAAAAGGAUGGCUAUGGAAUGACUCCCCUCCUCUCAGCAAGUGUGACUGGUCACACAAAUAUUGUGGAUUUCCUGACACACCAUGCACAGACCAGCAAGACAGAACGUAUCAAUGCUCUAGAGCUUCUGGGAGCUACAUUUGUAGACAAAAAAAGAGAUCUACUUGGGGCUUUGAAAUACUGGAAAAAAGCAAUGAACAUGAGGUACAGUGAUAGGACUAAUAUAAUUAGCAAACCAGUACCACAGACAUUAAUAAUGGCUUAUGAUUAUGCCAAGGAGGUAAACAGUGCAGAAGAACUAGAAGGUCUUAUUGCUGAUCCUGAUGAAAUGAGAAUGCAAGCACUGUUAAUUAGAGAACGUAUUCUUGGUCCUUCUCACCCUGAUACCUCUUACUAUAUUAGAUACAGAGGCGCUGUCUAUGCAGACUCUGGAAAUUUCAAAAGAUGCAUCAACCUGUGGAAAUACGCUUUGGAUAUGCAGCAGAACAAUUUGGACCCUUUAAGUCCAAUGACCGCCAGCAGUUUAUUAUCUUUUGCAGAACUGUUCUCUUUUAUGCUACAGGAUAGGGCUAAAGGCCUGCUGGGCACUACUGUUACAUUUGAUGAUCUUAUGGGCAUACUGUGCAAAAGUGUCCUUGAGAUAGAGCGAGCUAUCAAACAAACUCAGUGUCCAGCUGACCCUUUACAGUUAAAUAAGGCUCUUUCCAUCAUUUUGCACUUGAUUUGCUUGUUAGAAAAAGUUCCUUGUACUCUAGAACAGGACCAUUUCAAAAAGCAGACUAUAUACAGAUUUCUUAAGCUGCAUCCAAGGGGAAAGAAUAACUUCAGCCCUCUUCAUCUGGCGGUGGACAAGAAUACUACAUGUGUAGGGCGGUACCCUGUUUGUAAAUUUCCAUCUCUGCAAGUUACUGCCAUACUGAUAGAAUGUGGUGCUGAUGUGAACGUCAGAGACUCCGAUGACAAUGGUCCCCUACAUAUCGCUGCUCUGAACAACCAUCCAGACAUCAUGAAUCUUCUUAUUAAAUCAGAAGUUGUGGUUGCUGAAAUGGAAUCAAAGUUUUCAGUUGGAGAAAUUUGUCGUCCUGCCAUUUUGAAUGAAGCCUUAAAGAUGCAGACUUCUUGCCACUACACUUGUCAUCUGUCAUCUUCUGUUUCCAGAGACUGAAGUAAGAGACCACAGUUGCAAAGCAGAUUGGACAAAUCUGGUUCCAUAUAAACCUCAGCUUCUUUGAUGCUGUAUUUCCCUCAAGAGGAUCAGGUAAGUGAAUGGGAAAAUGGAGGAAAAGCUGGUUGGACUUGAAUGACUUACUCUCUGUAGACUAUUAUGAAGUAAAUUAAUGCUGCCAAGGUUAAACAUCUACUUAUCCUUAGACUUUUGGGUUUUAUCCUUAGGCUAUUCCUUCUCAUCAAUCAAUUGAAUUCUCCCAUUUCUACAAAUACCUACAAUCUUAUUCAGAAUAUAUUAAUAGAGUUCUAACCUAUUCUCCACUUAAACUUUGACUUUAUCUGACAGCCAUUUUAACUGAAUAUUUCUCGGUACAUAGUUUGGAAAUCCAUUUAUGCAUUGGGUCAAAUGGAAUGAAACAAUGGUUGACCAUUAAGAUCUCAUAUUUAACUCACAGAAGAGGCAGAGACAUUCAUGAAAGAAAAAAAAAAUUUUUUUUUCAGACAUAUCUUGAGAACAUACUGAGCAAAAGAACACAAUUAGACCCAGAGAUUGUGAGGCUUCUGAACUGACUGAAAGAUUUUGAAGCCCUUGGAGCUGAUUCCAUUCAUGAUUCGAUGUCGAGCUUGCUAGCACUUCACUCUGAACUGGCCAACCACUGCAAGCAUCAGCUUUCUCAUCUGUGAAAUAGGGUUAUUUUCAUCAAUGUCAACUCUGUACCACCUCCAGGACUUAUCAGGAGGAGUCAUGAGCAAGAGCUGCGAAAAUUAAUAUACGAAGUACCACUAUCAGGUCCAUCAAUUUUUAGCAAAAAGGCCACGCAGCAGAAGUAAUCAAAUGCAAUUAUGGCAGAGAAGGGAGGGUGGAGAAAAAAGCCUAUGCUAUUUUUAAUUACUGGGCCUUCAAUUUGAUUUCAAUAAUCAUGAUAAAAUGUUGUACCCCAUCUCUUACCUCCCCCUCUUUUUUCUCCUUUCCUUUUUUUCUUUCCCCUCUGUUUGUCUCUCCUUCUUUCUUCUUCCUUCCUUCCUCCCUUCCUUUCUCCCUCCCUCACUCCCUCCCUCCCCUUCCCUCUUUCCCUCCCCUCUCCCUCCCUCCCUUUCCUGCCUCCCUCCUCCACCCUCCCUUCCUUCUUCUGUCCCACUAUUCUUUGCUCAAUGAGGAAUCUGAAGAUGCAAUUUAACAAUAUAGGCACAUGGAAAAGUAAGAUAGGUAAGCUAGAAGACAACCACUUUGCUUGCUUUUUUUUCUUUAUUUUUAUAUUUCAGUGAGCUGAUUUUUUAAAUUGUGCUUUAGGUGAAAGUUUACGGAGCAAAUUAGUUUCUCAUUAAACAAUUAAUAUAUAUAUUGCUUUGUGACAUUGGUUGCCAACACUGAGAGGUGUCAACACUCUCCCCUUCUCCAUCUUGGAUUCUCCAUUUCCAUUCGUCAAGCUUUCCUGCCCCUUGUCAUCCUUGCUCUUGGGCUGGUGUGCCCAUUUAGUCUCACAUACGUGGUUGAGCUACAUGUGUUAUUGUUUGUUUUAUAGGCCUGUCUAAUCUUUGGCUGAAGGGUGAACCUCAGGAGUGACUUCAGUACUGAGUUAAAAGGAUGUCCGGGGGCCUUGCUCUUGGGGUUUCUCUAGUCUCUGUCAGACCAGUAAGUCUGAUCAUUUUUUGGGAGUGUGUGUGCGUGAGUUUGAAUGCUUGCUUUUUUUAUUCUUUUCAUUCAGAAAUUCUUUAGACCAUGUAUAAAGUGUAAGCACUGUGAAAGAUAUUACAGAGUAUGCAAAAAGAUGAGCAAAUAUACCCAUGCCUUUUAGGAGUUUACAGUCUAAUGCGGAAAGGAAAAAAUAACCAUGAUACUUGGGAGAGAUUAGUUUGUGUCUUAGGAGAAGCCCAGAAAGCUGGCUAUGAGACUUCAAGAGAGGGGACAUGACUUGUGAUGGGAGAAAGAAGAAAUCCAGAUGCCUCAAACGCAGUUGGUAGAAUAGGUCCAUGGAGUGAUGAGUACGUAGCAGUUUAGUCAUUUAUAACCAUCCAACAAGUGUUUGUAUGUACCUCUGUGUCAGACAUGUGCUUAGAACUAGUAUAUGAUAAUGAGCAAACACAAUAUAGUCCUAGUCUUAAUGAUGCUUCUAGCCUAGUUUGGAAGACAGACUUUAUAUGAAUAAACAUACAUAUUUAGAUGUAAUAUGCAAAUGGAAGUACAGGGAGCCACGAGAUAGAAUAACAGGGGGGGACAUAAUUUAGAUUAGUGGGGAGGACAUCAACAGAAGACUCUGAGGUCCUUGAGAUUAACAGGAGUUGGUGUGAGGGAGAGUUCUCCAGGCAGCAGUGACAGCAUGAGACAAGAUCUUGGGGUAGUUUCCUGCUACUUCAAGAAAACAAAAGCAGGCCUUGGUAGCCUGAGCUUAGUAGGCAGGAGUGAGAGUGAUAAGACAAAUAGUUGGGGAGUUAGGCAGAGGCUAGUCAUGUGGGCAAGUGAUCUUUCACAUCCUACCUCUUAUGCCCCACCACAGUAGGGAAUGAUGACCACAAGGCCCAUGUGAACAGAGGUAGCUCCCUCAUGGCCUGGCAUCAGAAUGACCACCAUUACAGGGUUUCCUAUGGGGGGAAAAAAUAGAAGCAUUAUUAAAAAUUUCACUGAUACCAGAAAAUCUCUGAGAGAAGUGAAGUAGUGUUGCAAGGUGCAGGACACAGCACCUGGCAUCCUUGGGGAAGGGGGAAUGGACUAUAGUUACUUGGGGACCUUCCUGUUGGAUCCCUGGGUUUAAGUAGUGACAGUUCCUUUGAGAAAUCAAGUAUGUUUUCUGAGAAGUGCAAUACAUAAAUGAACUGGCCUUUUAAAUCCAAAUCCUUUAUUAAAUUAGGGAACUGGGGAACUGGCAUUUUCUUAGUGGUUAUACGAGACAUUGGGAGCUUCAGUGGAACUUUGUCCUAAUGGAUAUUAGUUUGAGCUUCCUCUCCUGCGUAUGAAUUCUAAGUCUCUCAUUAGAACUUAAGCCAAGGUUUCUUAACACCAAUACACGCUAGAAUCACUUGGGGGAGCUUGUGAUAAAGAAUGAUGCUUGGGCAUCAACCACAGAGAUUCUGACUUAAUUGUUGACUCGAUGGCAAUGGGGAAUGGGGAAUACAGGGUCCAUAACUUUGAAAACUUCUCCAGGUGAUUUUAAAAUGCAACCAAGGUUGGGAACCUGGGGCUUUAGCCCUUUCUACAGGUGGGCUUUACCCAUGACCAGACCUCUUCCUGAACAAUUUUACUUUCUUGGACAAUUGCUCUCAAAAACUAUCCAUUGGAAUCACCCAAGGACUUUCAAAUAUAGAUCCCUGACAGCCAGGUUUCUGACUCAGUAGUUCUGGGUGUGGCUGUGAAAUCUGUAUUGAAACAACUAGGUAAGAAAUUUAAAUGAUCAACCACAUCUGGCAGCUACUAUUCUAGGAAACUCACUUUCAACAAUUCAAAUCAAUUCACAUCACCAACUGAUUUUGUUAAUCUUGUUUUUGUUAACUAGUUUUUGCUGUUCAGCAUCCACUUCCCCUUUCCUCUAAAUAUGGCACCUUGAUUUUCCUAGGGGUACCAUACCUCUCUUCCUUUUAGGCCAUGGAGUUCUGGAGGAGCUGACCCGUACUUGGUUAUAGUGGUGGCCCAUAACCCAUUGUGGCCAGUCAAUAGAUUCCAUCUUUCUUCAAAUACUGAAAUAAACUGGUUCAAUACAACCCAAGCUUUGGAUUUUUGCCAGAUGAUUUCAAUCUCAUUUUCUGAAAUUGCUGACCUGGAUGGGUAUAAACCAGGAUCUGCUGGUGGUCAUCUCCGUGAGGCUGAAUGCUGCCUGAGAAGGGAGUCAAGACAAGAAGAAAUGGGCUGGAGAAGGGGAGAAUGACCCAUGUUCUCCAGAUUCCCUGGCAACAUCACAUGAAACCCUGACUCGAGAAAUGCAAUGCCUAAAGUUAGAUCACUACCAGAAUUUUCUGUCUUACCAAACCCAAAACCCUGUUUCUGUUGAAUCAGUUCCAACUCAUAGAGACCUUAUACGGCAGAGUAGAACUCCCCCAUAUGGUUUCCAAGGAGAGCCUGGUGGAUUCAAACUGCCAGCCUUUUGGUUAGCCGCCAUAGCUCUUAAACAGUACACCACCAGGGCUUCCUUUCUGUCAUGUUUUGUUGUUAGGUGCUGUCGAGUCAGUUCUGACUCAUAGCGACCCUAUGUGCCACAGAACAAAACAGUACCUGGACCUGCGCCAUGCUCACAAUCAUUGUUAUGCUUGAGCCCAUUGUUGCAGCCACUGUGCCAGUCCAUCUUGUUGAGGGUCUUCCUCUUUUCCGCUGAACCUUUACUUUACCGAGCAUGAUGUCCUUUUCCAGGGAACGAUCCAUCCUGAGGAUGUCCAAAGUAUGUAAGAUGCAGUCUUGCCAUCCUUGCUUCUAAGGAGCAUUUUGGCUGUACUUCUUCCAGGACAGAUUUGUUCAUUCUUUUGGCAGUCCAUGGUAUAGUCAACAUUCUUUGCCACCACCACAAUUCAAAGUCAACAAUUCUUCUUCAGUCUUCCUUAUCCAGUAUUAUUCAGUAUUCAUUAUCCAGCUUUCUUAUGCAUAUGAUGCUAUUGAAAAUAUCAUGGCUUGGGUCAGGUGCACCUUAGUCUUCAAGGUGACGUCUUUGCUUUUCAGCACUUUAAAGAGGUCCUUUGCAGCAGAUUUGCCCAAUGCAAUGCGAUCCUUGACAACUUCAAGCAUACAUAUAACACCUAGCUUAUUUCCUGUCCAGAGGGAUUACUUCAUAAAUCUUAGCUUUUUGUCACUACGGUUCCACAAGCUUCGUGACCUAGGAUAAAAGACUUCCAGUCCCCAGGUUUCUUCAAUUGUAAUAUGGGGGCUUGAUCUAAAUGGUGUUUAAUAUUCCAUUUUGGCUUAAUUUUCUAAGACAGCAUUUAUGGACAUGCCACUUGGAAAAAAGGUUCUGUGAUCAGAAAAGCUUGGGACUUGCUGGGAUCAAAGUUAAGCAGGGACUUGUCCAAGGUCACCUAGCUGUGGCAAGUCUGUAGCCAAGCCUGCUGUGAUUGGAAGUUCUAUAUUUUUUUAAGGGUUUGGUUUACACAAGUGCAUGCAUUUGUUAAAACUUAGCGCCUGUAGACUCAAUAUACGUGCAUUUCAUUGUAUGAAAUUUUUACAUCUAAAGGAGAUUUCUAUAAACUAAUACUGAGCUCUAGUUAAUGAUACACAUACUGAAGUAUUUAGGGGGAAGUGUAUUGUCUGCAAUUUGGUUUUGAAAUGCACAAAAAGUAAGAUGGAGUAAUGGAUGGAUAGAGGGAUGUAUAGGUAUGGGAUGAAGAAAGUACAGUAAAUGAGAGAAUCUAGGUGGGGUUAUAUCCGCGUUCACUGGAAAGUUCUUUCAACUGUGCUGUAUGUGUGAGAUUUUUUAUAAUGUAGGAGAAGAACAUCUGUAGCCAAGUCCAAUUUCUGCCCAACAGCUUGGUCUCUGUCCAGCCUGGGACUCCUGCUUCCCCUGGGUCCCCAGGAGAAGACCCCAUUGUAUAAACAAGUGUCUGUUUUCUGUAGGACCUCUAAGAUGAAACAGGCACAAUAUCUUAUGCGGUGAUUCCCUUCUUCACCCUUUUUUCAUAACAAGUGAAGCGAAAUUCCCUCUAGCUCCUUCCCCUCAUUUUAUCAAGAGCCAAAACCCUCUUUAAGCCCCAGUAAGCAGGUCUGAAAUAACCCCCUUCUUUAACCAUCGUCACCUCUCUUCCCAGCUCACCAUUGGCUUCGGUGGCUCCCCCUCCUCCAACAGGCACUUUUUCUCCCCUGCCCCUCCCUCCCCAAGGUCUGUGUUCUGGGCUGAGUGAGCCAGGGAACCAUCUGGGAUUCCUCCUUUGCCUUCCCUUUCUCAUUCUCAUCUGAGGCAAGUCCAGGGGUUUGAACAGAUUUCUCUGUUUGUAGUUUUAUUCUGUUUAAUGAAUUAGUCAGGCACAUCAAAUCUGCUACCACUCUGCCUUAAGCUCUAAUUUCAGUCCAUUUUUGCGUAACAAUAAUUCCUGUCAUUUGCAUAUCCUUUUCUUAAUUCCAAGCACUUUCCAGACCAUUCCAUAACUUAUCUGAAUUUUCAUAAGCUAGGUAGGCAGCUGUCAUUCCUCUUUCACAGAUGGAGAAUAUUGGAGGUAUUGGAAACUAACAUUUAUUAAGUUCCUAUUGUAUGUACUCACUGUUCUUUGCGCUUCCAUGGCAUUGUCUCACAUAAAACACACAACCUCCUUGUGAGAUGCUUAUUGUAUUGGUCCCACUUUUACAAAUGAUGAAAUGGAGAGAGACCCAGAGAGAAUAUUUUCCAAGGUCCAACAACCAGAUAGCAACUGACACCAAAAGUGCAGCCACACAGAAUGAUAGGGAUGUUAGCGAAUCACUAGAGGUUCCAGCUGAGGAUACUGAGGCCUAGAGAGUUCAAGUGAGCUAUGUAGAAGAAAAACUAGAAUUAGAACUCAGGUCUAAAUUUUCUGACUCAGCCCAACUGGGAAAACGAGAACCUCCAUAUAGAUUGAGACAUAUGGGGAAAGUUGGUGUGUUUCACGCCCACUGAGUAUCUGCAAGCCACUGUAGGCUGGCAUUGCAGUUUUCAGCUCUGGCAUGAGCUGAGUGCUGUGUUGUCUUGAAAACUUAGCCACUCCCAGCCUGUGAAGCACUCAGGCAGCCCAGACAUAACCAAUGUUCCCUUACGCAGUCAUUGUCUCACGUGCCAGGAGGUUUUGAAAGCAGAAGCAACAUCAACAGUUGCAGUAUAAACAUUGAAACGAGAAGUGAAUGGGGGAAAAAAAAAGCUGAAUAGACCCAGGUCAGCUGAGCACCUGGGUCUGCUCAUUAACUGCUCCCACCUGCCACAUCCUGAUUCAUCUUGACUGGGUUUGAGGGUGAAUGGGAAUGCAAAGAUCUGAUUUCCUCACGGACCUGUUUUCCAUCAUCUCCAUGCAAACAGCAUAAGCUUGCCUAUCAGAUGUUGUUGUUGUUAGUUGCCGUCAAGUCAGCUCCCAUUCAUGGCAACCCCACGUACAACAGGAUGAAACAGUGAGUCCACUGUUGUGGCUACUGUAUAUUUUGAGUGACUUCCAACAUAGGGGACUCAUCUUCCAGCACUAUAAUAUUCUGUUGUGAUCCAUAGGGGUUUCAUUGACUAAUUUUCAGAAGUAGACUGCCAAGCCUUUCCUCCUAGUUUGUCUUCGUCUGGAAGCUCCACUGAAGCCUAUCCAUCAUGAGUGACCCUACUGGUAUUUGAGAUAUUGGUGGCAUAGCUUCCAGCACCAUAGCAACUCGCAAGCCAUGACUGAAGGACGGUGGUGCUAAUCAGAUAGCCUUGGAUAUGGCCAUUCACAUCCAGCUGCUGAAGACAAAGCUUCUUACUUCUGAGCUGAGUUUUGCCUUGCCCUCUUAAUAGAUGGUAGCUAGGCCUGAGGUUUAUUUGUACAUUUUGUUGCUUGUAAUCUGCUAAAAUUGCUUAGUCCUGUAACAUAUGGGUCUCUUGUAAUUGAAGGUGAACAGUACCAACUCUCUUGUGGACAGGUGACUCAUAUACCUGAAAGGCAUGAAAGAAGGUGUAAAAAUGGCGUGGUGUGGGCGUCCGACCACCUAUAACAUAACAGGAGGGAAGGAGAAUCAAGAUUAACAGCCCAAGGCUGAUUCCUGAGGUAGAGGUCAGACAUGCUUCUACCCUCCAAAUUUUUCACUGAUUAUGACUCCCAUGGCAUUCUCUACUUCUCUGCUGGGUUCGAUAGUUCAUUGCAAUGGCCACACAGAACUCACAGACCAUACAGUUAUAAGGUUUAUUAGGGAAGUGUACUUGUUAGAUGAGAUCAAAUUGGUUCCAAAUCAUAGCAACACUAGGUACAACAGUACAAAAUACUGCCCGAUCCUAUGCCAUCCUCACAGUCGUUGAUGUGCUUGAGACCAUUGUUGCAGCCACUGUGUCAAUCCCUCUCACUGAGGGUAUUCCUCUUUUUCACUGACUCUCUAUUUUACCAAGCAUGAUGUCCUUCUCUAAGAACUGGUCCCUCCUGAUAACAUGUCCAAAGUAUGUGAGACAUAGUCUCGCCAUUCUUACUUCUAAGGAGCAUUCUGGUUGUACUUCUCCCAAGACAGGUUUGUUCAUUCUUCUGGUAGUCCACGGUAUAUUCAAUAUUCUUCAUCAACACCAUAAUUCAAAGGCAUCAACUCUUCACUCUUUCUUAUUCAUUGUCAAGCUUUUGCAUGCAUAUGAGGCGACUGAAAACACCAUGGCUUGGGUCAGGCACUUGUGAGUCCUGAAAGUGACAUCUUUCCUUUUAAUACUUUAAAGAGGUUUUUUGUAGCAGAUUUGCCCAAUCCAAUGCAUCUUUUGAUUUAUUGACUGCUGCUUCCAUGGGUGUUGAUUGUGGAUUGAAGUAAAAUGACAUCCUUGACAACUUCAAUAUUUUCUCCAUUUAUCAUGAUGUUGCUUAUUGGUCCAGUUAUGAGGAUUUUUGUUUUCUUUAUGCUGAGAUGUAAUCCAUACCGAAGGCUGUGGUCUUUGAUUUUCAUCAGUGAAGUUUUUCACAUCCUCUCACUUUCAGCAAGCAACGUUGUGUCAUCUGCAUCUUGCAGGUUGUUGUUGAGUCUUCCUCCAAUCCUGAUGUCAUGUUCUUCUUCAUAUAGUCCAGCUUCUUGAAUUAUUUGCUCAGCAUACACAUUGAAUAGGUGUGGUGAAAAGAUACAACGCUGACACACACCUUUCUUGACUUUCAACCACACAGUAUCCCCUUGUUCUAUUUGAACAAUUCCCUCUUGGUCUAUGUACAUGUUCCUCAUGAGCACGAUUAAGUGUUCUGGAAUUCCCGUUCUUUGCAAUGUUACCCAUUAUUUGUUAUGAUCCACACAGUUGAAUGCCUUUGCAUAGUCAACAAAACACAGGUAAGCAUCGUUCUAGUAUUCUUUGCUUUCAGCCAUGAUUAAUCUGACAUCAGCAAUGAUAUCCUUUGUUCCACGUUCUCUUCUGAAUCCAGUUUGAAUUUCCGGCAGUUCCCUUUCAAUAUACUGCUACAACUGCUUUUGAAUGACCUUCAGCAAAAUUUUACUUGUGCGCGGUAUUAAUGAUAUUGUUUGAUAAUUUUCACAUUUUCUUGGAUCACAUUUCUUUGGAAUGGGUACAAAUACAGAUCUUUCCAGUCAUUUGGCCAGGUAGCUGUCUUCCAAAUUUCUUGGCACAGACAAAUGAGCACUUCCAGUGCUGUAUCCACCCGUUGAAACAUCUCAAUUGGUAUUUCUUCAAUUUCUGGAGACUUGUUUUUCACAAAUGCCUUCAGUAUAGCUUGGACCCCUUGCUUCAAUACCAUCAGUUCUUGAUCAUAUGCCACCUCCUGAAAUGGUUGAAUGUCGACCAGUUCUUUUUGGUAUAAUGACUCUGUGUAUUCCUUCCGUCUUCUUUCAAUGCUUUCCUGCAUCAUUUAAUAUUUUCCCCAUAGAAUUCUUCACUAUUGCAACUCAAGGCUUGAAUUUUUUCUUCAAUUCUUUCAGCUUGAGACUAUUAUUUCCUUUUGGUUUUCUAUCUCCAGGUGUUUGUACAUUUUGUUAUAAUACCUUAUUUUUUCUUCUCCAGCCACCCUUUGAAAUCUUCUGUUCAACUCUUUCACUUCAUCGUUUCUUCCGUUAGCUUUAGCCACUCUACGUUCAAAAGCAACUUUCAGAGUCUUUUCUGGCAUCCAUUUUGGUCUUUUAUUUCUUUCCUGUGUUUUUAAUGAUCUCUUCAUGUAUGAUAUCCUUGAUGUCAACCCCCAACUCGUCUGGUCUUCAGUUAUUAGUGUUAAAUGUGUCAAAUCUAUUCUUGAGAUGGUCUCUAAAUUCAGGUGGGAUAUACUCAAGCUCAUACUUUGGCUCUCAUGGAUUUAUUCUAAUUUUCUUCAGCUUCAACUUGAAGUUGCAUAUGAGCAAUUGGUGGUCUGUUCCACAGUCAGCUGCUGGCCUUUUUGUGACUGAUGAUAUUGAGCUUUUCCAUUGCCUCGUUCCACAGCUGUAGUCAAUUCGAUUCCUGUGUAAUCCAUCUGGUGAGGUCCACAUGAAUACUAACCAUUUAUGUUGGUGAAAAAUGUUAUUUGCAGUGAAGAAGUCUUUGAUCUUGCAAAAUUCUAUCAUUUGAUCUCUGGCAUCGUUUUGAUCACAAAGGUCGUAUUUUCUGACUCCAGAUCUUUCCUGUUUGUUUCCAACUUUCACAUCCCAAUUACUAGUAAUUAUCAAUGCACCUUGAUUGAAUGUUCGAUCAAUUUAAGACUGUAGAAGUUGGUAAAAAUCUUCAAUUUCUUCAUCUCUGGCCUUAGUGGUUGGUGCGUAAAUUUGAAUAAUAGUCAUAUUAACUGGUCGUCCUUGUAGGCUUAUGGAUAUUAUCAUAUCACUGACAGCAUUAUACUUCAGGAUAGAUCUUGAAAUGUUCUUUUUGAUGAUGCACACAAUGCCAUUCCUCCUUAAUUUAUCAUUCCCAGCAUAAUAGGCCAUAUGAUUGUCUGAUUCAAAAUGGGCAAUAUCAGUCCAUUUCAGCUCACCAACGCCUAGGAUAUUGACAUUUAUGCAUUCUACAGUUCUACUCUGUCCUAUAGAGUUGCUAUGGGUCAGAAUCGACUCGACCGCAGUGGGUACUUCAUUUUCGAAGACUUCCAAUUUUCCUCAAUUCAUACUUCAUACAUUCUACCUGAUUAUUAAUGGAUGUUUGCAGCUGUUUCUUUUCAUUUUGAGUCAUGCCACAUCAGCAAAUGAAGGUCAAAUGAAGUAGCAGGUUACAGUUCAGGUUCAGGAGCGCUCAUAUUACAGUUCUUUGUUCAGGACAGCCUCUUCUUAGGCGUGCCCGCAGGCAGGUCUCUCUCUGGCCCUUGGCCUGGCCUCUGCUCUACUUGGGCAAGUGUUACAAAGCUCUUUUAGCUCUGUCAAUAAAUACCCAGAGGCACCCCACUCUACCAGUAAGACUCAGAACAAAGACUCAGCUUUCUUGCUCUGUGGACCAGGAAGCCCACCAUGCCUUCUCCAGCUAGUCUCCUGCCUCUGCUGCCACCGUUUCUGUGCUGCCACUUCUUACCAUCUUCGUUUUACAGUUCUCUCUCUUGAUUUUCUGGUUCCAGGAACUUCUCAGUGCAGGGAUCCCAGGUUCAAAGGAUGUGCUCCACUCCUAGCUCUUCUUUCUUCAUGGUGGUGAGAUCCUUUCCUCCUGCCACUGGGAUGGCUCAUUUUAAUCCUAGCAGGGUGGCAAAACUGACCAAUCCCUUCGUUAGGGUUUUGUAUGCCUUAUUUGCAUAGGCCUACACAUUCAUUGUGUAUGAGUCACAAAGAGGAAGGCCAAUUAAGUAAUUCAUUGCACCACACAAGGGGAUCCAACUUAAUAUGUGGGUAUUUAUCAGGCUGUCCACUUCACAGGCCCUUUUGUCUGUUUUGCCUAGUGAGGCUGCCAAAUACAACAGUUUCAUAUUGCAGUUGUUUCUUCCUGGUUGGAGCAAAAGCAACUUUGAGUGUUUACUUCUAAUAUUUUUCCAAAUUUUGGCUUGGUAAACUUUCACUAUCUUAUUGGCUCUUUGAAGCUUUUAAGAAAACGAAGCAAAAUAUAUAUAUAUAUCUACUCCUCACCAACUAUCUUGUUAUUCUACAUUUUGCAUUUACAACAGUAGUAAAAAACUACUAUCUGACUAUUUUGUGCAUUAAUGAUGUAAAUCUGGGAGUAACAAAUGCUGAGAUUUUACACAGUCUCUCAUGUCAUUUGCUUGGCGAAGGUAUUCAGCAGCAGCAUGAGGAGGGCAGGUCAGAGCAGCCCUUCUUGGCAGAUGCAGCCUUGUAGGGAAAAAGAGGAGAGAGGUGGUUCUCCACUAUUUCCAUGUAGCUGAAUGGGGGAUGGAGCACAGUGGAAUGGUGUCUAAGAGGUGUUGAUGCUGGUGGUCAAUGGCCAAGGAUGCUUGAGCACCACCAGGCCCAGGAUGACGAAGGCGAGGGUCCCACCUGCACUCAGAGCCACCUUCUUACAAUCAAGGCUGGUGCUGCCCUUGCUGGUACCCAUGCCUCUCUUGGAAUACUUGCUGGUCCUGGCCAUGAGGAACACAACUGUGUUCUGCAGUUUGGGCAACUGGCUCAAGGUGCGCAGGACACUGUGGGGUAUCAUGGUGGGGCCUUGGGACAGCUGGCUGGAGGUGUGUAGCUCAGCAUUGUUAGCCCAGUUGUGGGCCUCUCCAGAGUGGAAUGCCACCUUGUGGUGUGGCUUAAUGACCUGCUUGAACUCAGGCUGUGGUGUAGUGAUGGUCUCUGCCUUUUAACGCCAUUGUCACAUGAGGCUGAUUUUUACAGGUCUUUAGAACCUAACCAUGUCAAUAAGUGGGGAGCGUGUGUGUGUGUGUGUGUGUGUGUGUGUGUAUCUGUUAUCUAGUGUUGCUAUAACAGAAAUAACACAACUGGAUAGCUUUAACAAACAGAAAUUUAUUCUUUCACAGUCUAGUGGACUAUGAGUCCAAAUUCAGGGCGUCAGCUCUAGGGGAAGGCUUUCUCUCCCUGUCUGCUCUGGAGGAAGGCCUUGUCAUCAAUCUUCCCCUAGUAGAAGAGUUUCUCAGCAUAGGGACCCUGGGUCCAAAGGAUGCACACUCUUGCUCUUCUUUCUUGGUGGUAUGAGGUCCCCCAAUUCUCUGCUCACUUCCCUUUCCUUUUGUCUCUUGUAAGACAAAAGGUGAUGCAGGCCACACCCUGGGGAAACUCUGUUUACAUUGGAUCAUGGAUGUGACCUGAGCAAGGGUGUUACAUCCCACCCUAAUCCCUUUAACAUAAUCUGAUCUGCCUUAUUAACCACAGGCAGAGAUUGCGAUUUACAACACAUAGGAAAAUUACACCAGUCACAAAAUAGAGGACAAUCACACAAUACUGGGAAUCAUGGCCUAACCAAGUUGACAGAUAUUUUGGGGGGACACAAUUCAAUCCAUGACUAUAUAUAUACAUAUAUGUAUAAUAUCAUAUAUUUAUUAUAUUAUACAGCUGUUUUAGUUGACAUCAACAGAGCGUUUGUCGUAAGACAAUUGUUAAAUCUUGCAGUUGCUUUUUAAAAGAGGAAACAGAGGUGGUAUUUCAGACUUCUUACCCUUCUGAAAUAGUUUUUUUUUCCCUCAGUGCAAGUUUACACAUCAAGUCAGUCUCUCAUACGAAACCUUAUAUAAAAACCUUAUAUACACCUUGCUAUUUUUUAUAUACUCCUUGUUGCUCUCCCCCUAAUGAGACAGCACAUUCCUUCCCUCCACCCUGUGUUUCUGUGUUCAUUCAGCCAGCUUCUGACCCCCUCAGUCUUCACAUCUCCCCUCUGGAGAGGAGCUGCCCAGAUAGUCUCAUGUGUGUACUUUAUCCAAGAAGCCCACUCUUCAUCAGUAUCAUUUUUUGUCUUGUAGUCCAGUCCAAUCCUUGUCUGGAGAGUUGGCUUCGAGAAUGUUUCCUGUCUUGAGUUAACAGAAGGUCUGGGGACCAUGACCUCCGGGAUUCUCUGGUCUCAGUCAGACCAUUAAGUCAGGCCUUUUUUCUAGAAUUUGGGGUCUGCAUCCCACUGCUCUCCUGCUCCAUCAGAGAUUCUCUGUUGUGUUCCCUGUUAGGGCAGUCAUCAGUUGUAGCCAGGCACCAUCUAGUUCUUCUGGUCUCAGGUGGAUGUAGUCUUUGAUUUAUAUGGCCCAUUCUGACUCUUGGGCUCAUACUUACUUUGCGUUUUUGGUGUUCUUCAUUCUCCUUUGUUCCAGGUGGGUUGAGACCAAUUGAUGCAUCUUAGAUGGCCGCUUGCUAGCAUUUAAGACCCCAGAUGCCACUCUCCAAAAUGGGAUGCAGAAUGUUUUCUUAAUAGAUUUUAUUAUGCCAAUUGACAUAGAUGUCCCCUGAAACCAUGGUCCCCAAACCCCGGCCCCCGCUACUCUGGCCUUUGAAGUGUUCGGUUUAUUCAGGGAACUUCUUUUCUUUUGGUAUAGUCCAGUUGUGCUGACUUCUCCUGUAUUGUGUGUGUGUCCAUCCCUUCACCUAAAUUAGUUCUUCUCUACUAUCUAGUGAGUCCCCCUCUCCCUCCCUCUCUCCCUCCCCCUUCUUGUAACCAUCAAAGAAUAUGUUCUUCUCUGUUUACACUAUUUCUUGAGUUCUUAUAAUAGUGGUCUCAUACGAUAUUUGUCCUUUUGCAUCUGACUAAUUUCACUCAUGCUUCCAAAUUUUUUUUAUUUUAUCCAUUCUGUGGAAUCAUACUUUGACAAGGUUUUGAAGCCUAGGUUGAAACUAAUUUUCCUUCAAAUAUUUGAAGGUACUCUCUUAAUUAUCUCUAAUAUUAAUUGUAGCUGUUGAAUUAUUCAAUUCUUCUCAUUGCCUGAUUCUUUGUAAAUGACUCCCCCUACACCACCACUUUGGGCACUGUUAAGAUCUUCUAUUUUUCCCAGGAAUUCUGAAAUCUUACAAUUAUUUCAUUGGAUCCUUUUAUGAACACUUUCAAUCUAGAGAUUUUUGCUUUACAUAGUGUUGGGAAAUUUUCUUGCCAUAUUACCUCAUGCCUUCCUCCUCCUAUUUUCUCUUUUCUUUCUCCAGAAAUCAUUUUGGUUAGAUGUUGGCCUUCUUGAAGUCAUCCUCUAUGUUACUUAUCUUUUCUUUCCUAUUUUUUUUAAUGCUAUGUCUUUUUGUGUGUGUGUGUGUGCUAGUUCUUGGAAGGUUUCCUUAACUUUAUUCUCCAACCUUUCUAUUGAAUGUUCCAUUUUGAUUAAGUUUUUAUUUCCAAGAGUUAUCUCUCGUUCUUUGAUUUACCCUUGUUUCUGACAUUUAUUUCUGAGUAUAAGGAUAUAAUAUCUUCAUUUAUUUGCCUAAAGAUUAUUUAAAUUUUUUUUCCAUAUUUCUUUGUAUUAGUUGUUUCCUCUAGAUUAUUUUCUUCUUUUUUGUCCUUGUGUUGGUCUUCUUCAUGCUAGAGGUUUUUCUCAGCCAUUUGUGGUGCUUUGGCUCUCUGUUCAUAUUUAAGAGUGAGCCUCUAAACAAGGAGGACCUGUGUUGGGGCGUGGCAUAGUGGUUAAGACCUAUGGCUGCUAACCAAAAGAUCAGCAGUUCGAAUCCAACAGGUGCUCCUUGGAAAGUAUACGUGCAGUUCUAGUCUGUCCUAUAGGGUUUUUAUGAGUCAGAAUCAACUUGGCAGCAAUGGGCUUUUUUUUUUUUUUUUUGUAUUGGGGGCAGCACUUGUUGACUUGUGGACUUCUUUUAGGAUUGACUGAGCAGGGAGUCAGUAUGUGGAAGCUUUCUCUCUAAGACCAUUUAGUUUCCCAAAAAGAAUUUUCUGAAAUUCUUGUGUGUGUGUGUGUGUGUGUUUAACCAUCACCACUCUUGCAAAAAAUUUUCAUCACUUCAAACAGAAACCCUGUACCCAUUAAGCAAUAAUUCCCCAUUCUUCCCUUCCCUCAGCCCCUGGCAACACUUAAUCUCUUGUCUGUCUCUAUGCAUUUGCCUCUUCUAGAUAGUUCAUACAAGUGGGAUCAUAUAAUAUUUGUUCUUUCUAUAUAGUUUAUUUCACUUAACAAAGUUUUCAAGGUUCAUCCAUGUUGUAGCAUUAUCAGAACUUCAUUUCUCUUUAUGGCUGAAUAAUAUGCCCUUGCAUGUAUAUUAGCUCUAGUGGUACAGUGGUUAAGAGCUUGGCUGCUACCAAAGGGUCAGAAGUUGAAAUCCACCAGCUGCUCCUCAAAAACCCUAUGUGGCAGUUCUAUUCUGUCCUAUAGGGCCGCUAUAAGCCAGUAUUGACUUUGCUGCAACAAGUUUGUUUUUUAGCAUGUGUAUACCACAUUCUGUUUAUCAAUUCAUCUGUUAAUGGACGUUUGGGUUGUUUCCACUUUUUGGCUAUUGAGAACAGUUCUGCAAAGCACACUGGUGUAUAUGAGUCUGUUUGUGUCACUGUUUUCAAUUCUUUUGGAUAUAUACCCAGGAGGGGAACUGCUGUGUCAUAUUCGAAUCCACCAGGCGCUCCUUGGAAACUCCAUGGGGCAGUUCUACUCUGUCAGAUAGGGUUGCUAUGAGUUGGAAUCAGCUUGAUGGCAAUGGGUUUAUAAUAAUUCUAUAUUUAACUUUUUUGAGGGUCCACAUUGGCUGCCCCAUUUUACAUUCCCACCAGUGAUCAAUUAGGGGUCCAAUUUCUCUACAUCUCACUGACACUUUUGUUGUUGUUGUUGUUGUUUAAUAAUAGCCAUUGUUAUGGAUUGAAAUGUGUCCCCCCAAAAUGUGUGUCAAUUUGCCUAGGCCUUGAUUCCUAGUGUUGUGUGAUUGUCCACCAUUUUGUCAUCUGAUGUGAUUUUCUUUUGUGUUGUAAAUCCUCUGUCUAUGAUGUUAGUGUGAUGAGAUUUAUGGCAGUUAUAUUGAUGAGGCAAGGCUCAAUCUACAAGAUUAGGUUGUGUCUUAAGUUAAUCUCUUUUGAAUAUAAAAGAGAGAAUCAAGUAGAGAGACAUGAAGACCUCAUACCACCAAGAAAGCAGAACCAGGAACAGAGUGUGUCCUUUGGACCCAUGGUUCCCGCUUGGAGAAGCUCCUAGACCAAGGGAAGAUUGAUGACAAGGCCCUUCCCCCAGAACUGACAGAGAGAGAAAGCCUUCCCCUGGUGCUGACACCCUGAAUUGACCCUGAAUCUACUAGACUGUGAGAGAAUAAAUUUCUCUUUGUUAAAGCCAUCCAUUUGUAGUAUUUCUGUUAUAGCAGUACUAGAAACUAAGACAGGUAAUGAUGCUAAACACCUUUUCAUGUACUUAUUGGUUAUUUGUAUAUCUCCUUUGGAGAAAUGUCUAUUCAAGUCCUUCGCCCAUUUUUUAAUUGGGUUGUUUGUCUUCUGAUUUUUUUUUUUUUUAACAUGCCUGGUUCUCUGCAUACUGGGGAAAGAUGACUGUAAGGCCCUUCUAUUUUCUCUGCAGAUUCCCAUGUACCUUCCCUUUGCUGGAAACCCUGGUGGUGUAGUGGUUAAGUGCUACCACUGCUAACCUAAGCAGUUCGAAUCCACCAGGCUCUCCUUGGAGACUCUAUGGGACAGUUCUACUCUGUCCUAUAGGGUCACUAUGAGUCAGAAUCAACUCGAUGGCAACGGGUUUGGUUUUUUGGUGUUUUUUUUUCCCCCCUCUGCUACCUCCAUUCUUUGAGUUUAAGCUUUCCAAUUCAAAUAAUACAGAAAAAAAGCUUUUAGUUUAUAGCCUGGGAAAUUAGUAGCCUGACUGUGUGAGAUGAAGCAAAAGGUAUAAGAGACUGGUUGGCUACUCCAUAAACAAACUUUCAACAACCCACUAUUUUUAACUCCCCGUCUCAUAUCAGCCAUUCACUGUAUCUGCUAUGUCCAAAUUCUGAUCAUCUCAGGUUUUCUGUUGGUAACCCUCUCCAUGUGAUCGAGAUAAACACUUUCUCCUCCCUGCUAAAUCACUCACCUCUGCUCUGUAUGGUCCUGUCUUCCAAAAUUGUGUUGAAAUCUCUUAUCUGUUUUCAUUUUCUUCUUUAUUCUCUUAAUUUUUUAUGGGUUUCCACCUGUGUGUGUGUGUGUUUUCGUUUACUAUCCAUUUAGUGUCAUUUCAAACUGGAGAGAUUUAAAAAACUACCAUCUUAAAACAUCCCCAGGUUAAUUUUAGAUAACUCAUCUACUAAAAACAAUUCUUUUGUGGUUUUAUUUGGAGUGCUUUGGAUUUAUUAGUGAAUUUAAGAAGAAUUUUCAAUUAUCUAACUGGGUUUUUUUCUACUCAAGAACAUGGCAAAUCUCUCAAUUUAUUUUGAUCAUAAUUAACUUAUAAAUUAAAAAAAAAUUUUUCUUCAUAACUCUCUUCAUGUGAGGUUUACUGCUAAAAAUAUUCAUCUAAAGAAAUGAAUAGGAUAAGGGACACAAUUGAAAAACAAAUCUGUAAGCUUGAAGAAUGAGCUAAGGAAUUGUCCCAGAACACAGUGUUAUGGAUUGAAUUGUGUCCCUCAAAAAUAUGUGUUGUAAAUCCUAACUUCUGUGCCUGUAGUUAUAAUCCCAAAUUGUUAUGGAUUGAAUUGUGUCCCUCAAAAAUAUGUGUUGUAAAAUCCUAACUUCUGUGCCUGUAGUUAUAAUCCCAUUUGGGAAUGGGUUGUCUUUGUUGUGUUAAUGAGAGAGGAUUAGUGUAGGAUGUGUCUUAAAUCGAUCUCUCUUUUUUUUGGAUUAUGCUAUUUCUGUUUUUUUAAUUUUUUUAAUUUUUAUUGUGCUUUGAGCGAAAGUUUACAAAUCAAGUCAGUCUCAUAUACAAAAAUUUAUAUACACUUUGCUAUAUACUCCUAGUUGCUCUCCCCCUAAUGAGACAGCACACCACUUCUCUCUACCCUGUAUUCCCAUGUCCAUUCAACCAGCUUCUGUCCCCCUCUGCCUUCUCAUCUACCCUCCAGACAGGAGCUUCCCACAUAGUCUCAUGUGUCUACUUGAUCCAAGGAGCUUACUCCUCACCAGUAUCAUUUUCUAUUUUAUAGUCCAGUCCAAUCCCUAUCUGAAGAUUUGGCUUUGGGAAUGGUUCCAGUCUUGGGUUAACAGAAGAUCUGGGGACCAUGACCUCUGGGGUCCUUCUAGUCUCAGUCAGACCAUUAAGUCUGGUCUUUUUAUGAGAAUUUGAGCUCUGCAACCCACUGCUGUCCUGCUCCAUCAGGGAUUCUCUGUUGUGUUCCCUGUCAGGGCAAUCAUCGGUUGUAGCUGGGCAUCAUCUAGUUAUUCUGGUCUCAGGCUGAAGUGGUCUCUGGUUUAUGUGGCCCUUUCUGUCUCUUGGACUCAUAAUUACCUUGUGCCUUUGGUAUUCUUCAUUCUCCUUUGCUCCAGGUGAUUGAGACCAAUUGAUGCAUUUUAGAUGGCCGCUUGCUAGCAUUUAAGACUCUAGAUGCCACUCACCAAAGUGGAAUAUAAAAUGUUUUCUCAAUAGAUUUUAUUAUGCCAAUUGACCUAGAUGUCCCCUGAAACCAUGGUCCCCAAACCCCUGGCCCUUCUACUCUGGCCUUUGAAGUGUUCAGUUUAUUCAGGAAACUGGUUUUGGUUUAUUCCAGCUGUGCUGACCUCUCCUGUAUUGUAUGUUGUUUUUCCCUUCACCUAAAAUAGUUCUUGUCUACUAUGUAAUUAAUGAAUGCCCUUCUCCCCUCCUCCCUCCCCACUCUCGUAACCUUCAAAGAAUAUUUUCUUCUCUGUUUAAACUAUUUCUUGAGUUCUUAUAAUAGUGGUCUCAUACAAUGUUCGUCCUUUUGCAGCUGGCUAAUUUCACUCAGCAUAAUGCCUUCCAGAUUCCCCCAUGUUAUGAAAUGUUUCAGAUUCAUCACUGUUCUUUAUCGAUGCACAGUAUUCCAUUGUGUGAAUAUACCAUAAUUUAUCCAUUCAUCCAUUGAUGCGCACCUUGAUUGCUUCCAUCUUUUUGCUUUUGUAAACAGUGCUGCAAUGAACAUGGGUGUGCAUAUAUUUGUUUGUGUAAAGGCUCUUAUUUCUCUAGGAUAUAUUCCAAGGAGUGGGAUUGCUGGAUCAUAUGAUAGUUCUAUUUCUAGCUUUUUAAGGAAGCGCCAAGUCCAUUUCCAAAGUGGUUGUACCAUUUGACAUUCCCACCAGCAGUAUAGAAGUUUUCCAAUCUCUCCACAGCCUCUCCGACAUUUAUUAUUUUGUGUUUUUUGGAUUAAUGCCAGCCUUGUUGGAGUGAGAUGGAAUCUCAUAGUAUCUUUGAUUUGCAUUUCUCUAAUGGCUAAUGAUCAUGAGCAUUUCCUCAUGCAUCUGUUAGCUACCUGAAUGUCUUCUUUAGUGAAGUGCCGCUCAUAUCCUUUACCCAGUUUUUAAUUGGGUUAUUUGUCUUUUUGUUUUGGGUUUUUGCAGGAUCCUGUGGAUUUUAGCAAUCAGACACUGAUUGGAAAUGUCAUAGCUAAAAUCUUUUUCCCAAUCUGUAGGUAGUCUUUUUACUCUUUUGGAGAAGUCUUUGGAUGAACAUAGGUGUUUGGUUUUUAGGAGGUCCCAGUUAUCUAAUUUCUCUUCUUGUGUUUGUGCAUUGUUAGUAAUGUUUUGUAUACUAUUUAUGCCUUGUAUUAUGAAUCCCAGCAUUGUCCCUACUUUUUCUUCCAUGAUCUUUAUCAUUUUAGAUUUUAUAUUUAGGUCUUUGAUCCAUCUUGAGUUAGUUUUUGUGCAUGGUGUGAGGUAUAGGUCUUUUUUCAUUUUUCUGCAGAUGGAUAUCCAGUUAUGGCAGCACCAUUUGUUAAAGAGACUAUCUUUUUCCCAUUAAAUCAAUCUUUUUUGAGAAACAAAAGAGAUUAAAGAAGCAAGUAAGAGAAGCAGAGAUGGGGAAAGAGAGAUGCCAAGCCACAUGAAGAUCACCCAGGAGUGGAAGCUAAAAGAGAUAAGGACCUUCUUCUAUAACUGACAGAGAAAGAAAGCCUUCCCUUAGAGCCAGCACCCUUAAUUUGGACUUCUAGCCUCCUAGAGUGUGAGAAAACAAAUUUCUGUUUGUUAAAGCCACCCAUUUGUGGUACUUUUGUUAUAGCAGCACUAGAUAACUAAGACAGAAUAUGGUACUAACAGAAUGGCAUGGUGCUCUAACAGAUAUCUAAAAUGUGGAAGUAGUUUUGGAGCUGGGUAAUGGGUAGAGGUUGGAAGAGUUUUAAGGUGCCUAAUAGUAAUUUUCUUUUAAUAGUAAAGCCAAGGAAUCUUGGUGGUGCACUGGUUAAGUGCUUGGCUGCCAACCAAAAAGUCAGCUGCUCGAACCCACCAGCCACUCCAAGAAAGAAAGAUGUGGCAGUCUGCUUCCAUAAAGAUUAUAGCCUUGGAAACCCUCUGGGGUAGUUUUAUGUCCUAUAGGGUUGCUAUGGGUCGUAAUGAGUUUAGAGCAAUGAGGAAUGGGAUAAUAGAAAGCCUAGAUUACCUUGAAGAAACUGUUGGUAGAAUUAUGGAUAUCAAAGACAGGUCUGAUGAGGCCUCACAAGGAAGUGAGAGCUAUAGAGAGUCUCUAUUGUCCUAUAGAUUAUAUAUUGCGCCAGCAACAGAAUGUCGUUAGAAAUGCAGACUAUAAAUGUGCUUCUGGUGAGACUUUAAAGGAAAAUGAUGAACAUGUGAUUGGACAGUGGAAGAAGGGAAAUGAUUUUUAUGCAGUGGCAAAGAACUUGUCUGAAUUAUGUUCAAAUGUUUGGUAGAAGGUAGAACUUAUAAGCGAUUAGCUUGUAUAUUUAGCUGAGGAGAUUUCUAAGCAAGAUCUUAAAGGGCUGCAUGAUUUCUCCUUGCUGCUUAUACUAAGAUGUGAGAGGAAAAAGAUGGACUUAAAAAUGAACUGUGCAAAAUGAACGUGAAACUUAAAGAUUUGGAAAAUUUUGUUGUACAAACUAAGGACAUGUGUCCUAGAAUUUUCAACAAGGGCAUGGCUACACAAUCUUUUGUUAAAGGGAUUAAGCCUGUGACUGAUGAGUCUAACCAGCUACGACAGCAGAAAAUCCACCAGUUUAGACUAAAGGGGACAGAGAAAGAAUGAAGGGAGAAAAGGCUGUCUGCCUCUUGGAAUUCUAUAGGCAGGAAACAGGCCAAAGGAGCUACAUCUGUUGUCAUUCCUGGAGCAGCUUGGAGAUAUCUUUAGGGGAAUAGAGAUGCCAAGCCAUGCGAAGGCUGCCCAGGAGCAGAAGCUCAAAGAGACAAAGACCCUCCUCCAGAGCCAACAGAGAAAGUCUUCACCUAGAGCCAGCACCCUGAACUCAGACUUCUUACCUCCUAAACUGUAAGAACAUAAAUUUCUGUUUAUUCAAACCAUCCACUUUUGACAUUUCUUUUAUAGCAGCAGUAGAUAACCAAGACAACGGUGCAAAGGACAAAGACAUAAAGUAUGAGAAAAGCUAAGGGACUUGGCAAGCAGAUCCAGAAAUUCCAACAUCCUUCUCUUAAGUGUUCCAAGAGAGAACAGAGUGAAUAAUAGGAAGAAACCAUCAAAGAAAUUAAAGAAUAAAAUUUCCUAAAGUUGCAAAAUGAAAAAAACAAAAAAAUAAAACCCUCCUCCAUACUGAGGUGAAAUUUCAAAAUUAAAGAGAAAAUUCUCAAGGAUUCAAUUGAAGAACUUUCUUCACUUCUCAUGAUAGACAGACUGGAAUCACUGACUGCAAAUACUUGUCUCUGGAGCAAGCAUUGUGUGUCACCAGUAACAAGAGGCCCUGUGGAAGUCUUGUCAAGACUGUGUUACUAUGUUUGAGUUGUUGUUGGCAACCAUUGAGGACCACCAAUUAACAGCAGAUUGCACAGGACCUACUUCUCUUCCGGGCAGUUUUGAUGCCUCCAGAGUUCCCAGCCACUCAUCCAACAUCCAACUCACUCCAUUUGGAGAACCACCCUCUCUCCUCACACUUCCAUUGGCUUUGAACACCACCCCCCCCAAAAAAAGAACCCUUUGGAAGAGAAGGCGGGGCUUAGACACUUAGAAUUCAAAAUCCCUGCUCCGCUGGAAUAGAGAAAGAACACCCUUCGCAUAAAAGGAAAGUCCAAAGCAAUGCCUGAGGCUGCUGAAGUUUUGGGACACUUAGGUCCCAACCUCACAUUUUCUUUCUUUUUCCUCAAAUGUCCAAGAAGAAAAUGUGUUCAGUGCAAAAUCCUCAUUUUUGAAGUGCUCUGUCCUGAAUUGUGCGUAGUGAGAUGUGGACUAAUAAAGUGGUGUACCUACUAGAAAAAUAUGUAUACCCAUAUACGUGCACAUACAUAUUUUUGCUUAGGAAGGAUACCUUGAAACCACCUAAAAGGCAAGCUUUAUUCCUCAUUUUACAGAGGAACAAAUGGGUUACAAACAGCAGCUUGAUAAGUGUGAAUGGACAGUUCCACUUGUCAGUAAGGCUGACAGGGGUAGGGGAGUUUUCAUGCCAAUUAUAUGUAUGAGACACCUAAUCUGUUCUAGCACAAACUGCUGAAACCCUUCCUUUUCAGACGCCUCUGAGUUACAGCCUGUCAACUGCAGGUUUAGGCCCCCACAAAGCAUGAGCAUCAGAGUCCUGGAUUAGGCAUCAUGAUUGUAUGCUCUAGGUGUAUUCCGUUUAUUCAUUCAAUUGCUCAAUUACUGUGAAAUGAAGCCCACCUCUACACCAGGUCUAUUGCCUGGUGCUUAGAAGAGAAAGAUGAAAUAGGCUUGCCUAUAAUGGGCUCACAUUCCUGCUCGUUACCUACUGCCCUGGUAGGUUCUUGUAAGUCAUUUAAGCUCCCUACUUCUUCAGUUCAUCUUUAAAUGGAAAUAAUGCUAGAUUUGCCUAUCUGACUCACAAGUCCUUUGUGUAAAACUAGUCACAUAAUAUAUAUGAAAGUAGCUAUGGGAAAACCCAUAGGACAUAAUUAUUUUUUCUAUAUGACGUUUCUGUCCUAAUUAACUUGAAUUUCUAAAUAAAUGUUGAAUUCAAAUAAUGCUUUCAUCUUCUACCAGAAUGAGCUUCUUCUUGACUUGUGGUUGUUGUAUACCCCUUCUUUCUCAUCUCUUGCUAUCUCUUUUCCACGGUGUUCUGCAGGGAGUGUGCAAAUCACUUCUGCUGUGGAUAUGCGAGUCCCAUCUGUCCUUAAAAUGCUAAGGAGAGAUGCAAUGCUGCUGGCUGGGUGGAUCCUCACUGAGCACUCCUGACUGGUGACAUCCACCACCUUUAACCUUCCUAUGGGAAGUCCCAGUUGCUAUAUUAGGGAUUCUCAAGAGCUGGAGGCUGAUUUUCCAUUGAUGGCAUUCUGAUUUCUACCCAGUGGAUGGCUCUAUUGUGAAAGGGGUUUCACUAGGUAAUCUGGCCAGAUUGCCUAUUUUAAAUCAAAAUAGUGAUAUUAACACUUCAGUGUUCUAAGAAUUUUACAUAUAUUAACUUAUUUAAUCCUCAUAACAAACUUGUAUUAUCCCAUGCCAUGGAGGGAAAAAAAAAUGAGACUCAGAGAGCUCAAUAAACGUACUCAAGGUCAUAUAGCUGGCGAGUAGUAGAGCCAGGAUUUGAUCCCAGGCCAUCUGUCCCCACAGUCUAGUUUGUUAACCACAUUACUACCCUGUCUCUUAAAUUUUCUAUGCUUAACUAGUUAACAGUCAAGAAAAUCUCCCAGCAUUUAAAGUACCUAAUAGGUGGAGACCAAGAUAGCAGUUUAGUCAGACAUACCAUGCUGUCCCCCAACAAAAAAGACCCGAGAAACCAAGUGAAACAGAUACAGAUGACAAUCCCGGAACUCUGAACAUCAAAAGGAAGGAUGAAGAAUUAGAUCAAACACCAACUGGAAGGAAAAACUCAACAAAAACUGUGAACAAGGAGAGUUACAUACUGGAGGUAUCCUAACAGCUGGCUUGGCACAGAGUGGCCAUUUUGAGACAAAGUGAGGAGUGACCCUAGGUGAGGAGCACAGGAAGGCAACUUCACAUAAUUCUGAAUAGGAGUCAGAGAAAUUGUGUAGACAAACCUGGAGAGAAGCAAGGUGAGCAGGACAUGAACCAGAUCUAAGAUGGGAAAAUACAGGAAGGUAGAUGAGAGCUCCAGGAAUCCUGGUGACCAUAUAGCAGGAGGGGAGCCAGGAACCAGACAGGAACACUCACCAGUGGUGGUCCCUGACCAUUAGGGUGGGUGGUGCACAGAGAAUAAAAGAUCCAAAGAGUAUCAGCAGGAGGUCCCCAACCAGGCCAGACUCCGAGCAGUGCCCCCUUGCAUUGGUUGGCACUAGGUCCCAGUUGCUGACUGCAGCCUACGGGGAGAGCCCUGACACCUGUACACAGUGACCAGGGGAACAUGUUCCCCUUCCCCCUGCCCUUCUGGUGACCAGUGGCAUGAGCCCCCUGCCCCUGCCGCCUUGCCCACCCAGGGAUCAUGGUACAAACUUCCCUUUCCCCCUAGCCCUGCCCCACUUGUGAAUGGUGACAUGCACCCACCCCAGCUGCCAUCACCCCCCUGCUGCCCACCCAACUGGCAAGCUGCAAUACCCACUCCUGAGCUGCCAGAUGCACAACCAGUGGCAGCACAUUCCCACCCUGCCCUCUGCCUGCUGCCAUCCUACCCACCCAGUGAUAGGUGGUGAGUGAUCCUUUGCUACUAGACUGGCAACCAUCCAAGCACACCCACUCCACCUCCCCUGAUAUAUCAAAACAAAACAAAAAAAAAAAAAUCAGGACAAAACAAACAAACAUACAAUCAAUCAAUAAAUAUAUAAAUGAAUAAAAUAACACUUUAGUGCUUUGGAGACAGCAAGAAAUAACAAAUCAUAUGAAGAAACAGGAUAAGAUGGCUCAGAUAAAUGAGCAAAAUAUAGGAAAAGAAAACCUUCCUGAAGAAGUGAUAAUACCUGAGAAGAAAUUCAAAAGACUUAUAUUUACGAUACUCAAAUAGAACCUCAAAGGAAGACACAGAAAAAACUCUAGAAGAAUUUAGGAAAACAAUACCAGAACAAAACGACAGACCUCAAUAGACAGUGAGGAACCAUACAAAAACAACAGCUAGAAAUUCAGAAGAUUAACAAUAAAAUAUCAGAAAUCAACAGCACAAUGGAAGGACAUAGCAGUAGAAUGGAAUCAAUGGAAGAAAGAAUCAGUGAAAUAGAGGAAUAAACCCUUGAUACUAAUUUGUUUGAAGAUCAAUCAGAAAAAAGAGUGAAGAAAAAUGAAGAACACAUAAGAGUUAUGUGGGAUGCCAUCAAGAAGAAUAAUUUACACAUAAUAUGAAUUCCAGAAGAAGAGAGAAAAAAAUACAUUGAGAAUUUUUUAAGGUAUAUUGUCAGAAAACUUCCCAAAUACCAUGAAAGACGAGAAGGUUUCCAUCCAAGAAGCCCAACGAACCCCAUACAGGAUAGACCCCAGAAGAAAUUCACCGAAACAUAUAAUCAAACUUGACAAAACCAAAGACAAACAAAGAAUCCCGAAAGCAGCUCAUGAAAAAGGAAAUAUCUUUUACAAAGGGACACCAAUAAGACUAAGCACCAAUUUCUCAUCAGAAACCAUGCAGGCGAGAAGGCAAUGGAAUGACAUACAUAAAGCCCUGAAAGAAAAGAAUUGCCAACCAAGAAUCAUAUAUCCAGAAAAAUUGUCUUUCAGAUAAGUAGCAAUUAAGGAAUUUGUAAAAAAAACAGACCAGUUUUACAAGAAAUAUUAAAGGGAAUCCUUCCGAGAGAGAACCAACAAAAUCAGACAAAAACCUGAGACAAAAACACAUGACAGAAUCAUUGAGAUACCAACCAGAUAAAGAUUUCACAAAAUUAAAACAAAGCUACAAAACUGACUAUAGGAAACCAGAGGUGUUAAGCUGUAAAUGAAGACAGCUUCAAAACAAAAAUGGGGUAUAAAAGGUGUAGUUACAGAACUUCUACAUGGAGAGGAAGUCAAGUUGCUUCCAAGAUAUAACCAGAAAGUUAUAUAUUUAAGAGGAUGAAGGUAAAUUUCAGGGUAACCACAAAGAAAAUUAAUAAAUCUACUCGCCAAAAUAAAGAAGAAAAUGAAAAAGACUCAGUAAACACAAAAACAACAGCAACAACCGAUAGGAACAGAAAACCCAUAUACAAAAGGAACUCAGCACAGUUCCUCUUCCAAGAAAAGUAAAAGGAACAAAAAAGCCAUUAACAUCACAAAGAAAAGUAUAACAAAUGACAGCAAUGAAUUUAUACAUAUUGUUGAUCACACUGUAUGUAAAUGAAUUAAAUGCACCAGUCAAGAGACAGAGUGGCAGAAUGUAUUAAAAAAAAAAAAAAAUGACUCAUCAAUAUGUUGCCUCAAGAGACCCAAAGAAAUAAAUAAGUUAAAAAUCAAAAGAUGGAAAAAUAUAUCAAGGAAACGGUAACUCAAAGAGAGCAGGAGAGGCAAUAAUUUUGGAUAAGUUAAAAUCCAUUAUAAAGACAAAGAAGGGCACUAUAUAAUGAUCAAAGGGUCAAUUCACCAAGAGGACAUAACCAUAAUAAAUAUUUAUGGAGCGAAUGACUGAGCUCCAAAAUAUAUAAAACAAACUAACAGAAUCAAAAAGAGAAAUAGAUAGCUCUACAAUAAUAGAAGACUUUAACACACCACUUUCAACAAUGGACAGAACGACUAGAAAGAAAUUUAAUAAAGAUACAACAAAAAGACCCAUUGCCAUUGAGUCGAUUCCGACUCAUAGCGACCUUAUAAAGAUACGGAACAUCUAAAUAGCACAGUCAGCCAACUUGACCUCAUAGACAUAUACAGAAUCCACUACCCAACAUUAGCACAGUACAGAUUCUUCUCCAGUGCACGUGGAUCAUUCUUCAAAAUAGACCAAAUUCUAGGCCACAAAGUAAGCACCAAUAAUUUUUUUAAAAAUCAACAUAAUACAAAGCAUUUUUCUCUGACCAUAACACUAGAAAUCAAUAACAGAAAGAGCAAGGAAACAAAACAAAACAAAACAUGGAAACUGAAUAACACAUUUCUUAAAAAAUAAUUGGGUCAUAGGAGAAAUUAAAAAUGAAAUUUAAAAAUUCUUAGAAUCAAACAUACCAAAACCUCUGGGACACAGCAAAAGCAAGCCUCAGAGGAAAGUUUACAGCAAUAAAUGCACACAUCAAAAAAGAAGAAAGGCCCCAAAUCAAUAGCUUAACCUGACAACUUGAACAAUUGGAAAAGGAACAGCAAAAGAAGUUCACAGUCUCCAGAAGAAAGGAAAUAAUAAAGAUCAGAGCAAAAAUGAGUGAAAUGGAAAAACAGUAGAAUCAACAAGACUAGAAACUGGUUCUUUGAGGGGAUCAAUAAACUUGACAAACCACUGAUCAAACUGACAAAGAAAAAAAAGAGAUGGAAAUAACCAAAGUGGAAGAAAUGAAAUGAGCAACGUUAUAACAGAACCAACUGAGAUAAAGAGGAUCAUAACAGAAUAUUAUGGAAAAUUGUGCUCCAACAAAUUUGAAAACCUAGAAGAAAUAAAUUUCUGGAAACACAUUACCUAUUUAAGCUAACACAAAUAGAGGUAGAAAAUCUAAACGGACCCAUAACAAAAGAAGAAACUAAAGAUGUCUUAAAAAAAAAAAAAACAAAACUCCUAACAACAACAAAAAGCCC
Molecule: messenger RNA, 30673 nt
Organism: Loxodonta africana (African savanna elephant)
Lineage: Eukaryota; Metazoa; Chordata; Mammalia; Proboscidea; Elephantidae
Gene: FEM1C
Product: fem-1 homolog C
Exons: 5
Coding region: 990-2777 (595 amino acids)
Molecular function (GO): protein binding
Source: RefSeq, a predicted model, not a curated record